AUGGUUCACAACAAGAAAGCAUUUCGACCACGACAUGGAAACAAUAACCAUUCCUUUUUACCUCUCCCAGCUACAUUCAGUCGGAUCAAUCAGAGGAAGAAAUUCCCGGUGGUUUUGAUUGGCGCGCUUCUAAUAUGGUUUUUCUUCAAUCCGUUCACGUUUUUUUCACUGCUAUUUACAAAACCAACCAUCCGACUGUAUUCUCCACCGCACCCGUACUCGAGUGACCAGUUGAUUGAAACACAGUCGAGGUUUAUUUAUCCGCCCGUUGAGCAUGCAGACUCGCUAAAGCAAUUGGGCAUCCUGAAAUUGGUUCUUCAGUUUACCCAAGCGGGAAGUGACAAGACAGAACUAAAGCCGUUGGCGGUGAUGGACGAUCCAGAUGUAAAUGUUCAAAAGGCAAAAGAGGAAGAGCAAAAUGCCAAGGAUAUAUUGAUGAAUGCGAAAAACCAUUUCAAAAACCAAGACAAGGUUGUAUAUAGACCAAAGUCAUUGGCUAAUUACCCUGACGUGGUCAUUGUCACCGCCAUUGACUUUAACAAGUACUCGUUGGAUGGCUUGACGAAAAUCGUGCAAAACAGAGUCGAUUACGCCUACCAUCAGAAAUACGGUGUCUAUGUGCGCUGGGCUGCGGAGUUUAUACCUCAGCUUGGCUCGAUGGGAGCUUUAAACGAAGAACAAAAAGCCAAAUGGGUUCGGUUAUUCUGUCUCCAAGCAGCGCGUCUUGCGUUCCCACACACGAAAUGGUUUUGGUAUUUGGAUGAAAAUGCCCUUUUGAUGGACAUGUCCAUUAGUAUAGACAAGAUCUUGUUGAGCCCCGAACUGCUCAACAAGCAGAUGCUACGCGAUCAACCCUUGAUUCCACCUCAUGGGUUAAUCAAAACUUACAAGAGCACCAAAGCCGAAGGUAUUAAAUUGAUUGUGACCCAGUCGGACAAGAUGAUUGAAACCAACUCGUUCUUUGUCAAGAAUGACGCAUUUGGCAAGGCCCUCAUUGAGAUUUGGAGUGAUCCACUUUACAAAAACUAUCCUAGUUUUCCCCACGGACCCGACUCGGCAUUGACACACAUGUUGCAAUGGCAUCCGUUUGUCUUGAGCAAGACUGCUAUUGUUCGGGCAAAAUUGAUUGCAGCUUCGCAUGACACAACCACCACCACCAACAACAACAACAAUAACAAGAAUGUUGCUAAAUCAGAAACAUACGAAAAUGGAGAUCUCGUUGCUCAAUGGUCCUCGUGUAAGGGAAGUGAGGAAUGCGAAGCGAUAUUGAAUGUAUAUUCUGGGAAAAAACUGAAAAAUGAGAAAGUUUAA
Molecule: messenger RNA, 1311 nt
Organism: Lodderomyces beijingensis
Lineage: Eukaryota; Fungi; Ascomycota; Pichiomycetes; Serinales; Debaryomycetaceae
Source: the annotation of a GenBank genome assembly